GCCUCACCCGUCAAACAAAGAGUGCGCCAAAGUGGUAGAUUAAUUUGAAAAGUCCGUACAACACUUAACGCCUUAAAGCGCCCACAGUCUCCACACGGCAGCCCGGCUCGCUCUCCCCCAGCCCCGCUACUGCUGCCGUUCCGUGACACCGGGAAGUGCACGGAAUGGCUUCCAGUAGUGGGUGGGGGUGAGCGGGUUCUCCUUUCUCGUUUAACGCCCAUUUGGUUGUUUUUGUAUUUUCGUAUUUGCGCACCAGAACGCUCCGGCGUUGGCGCCGCAACGCGCCGCUGUCGUAUUGUCUCUGCGGUUGUUCUUUACGAUGAACCACCGUUCAAAUCGUCCCCAAAAAAUAACUUAUUAUAUUAUAUCACUGCGCGAUUCUGAGCGACGCGGUUCCGAUAAAGUCUUGUUUACACUCGACAGGAGGACCGGGCUGAGCGCGUCUUUGGGCGCGUGCGUGCGCGUGAGCGGGGUUGUCUACGGAAAUAAUAGCGACUUUUUUCUCCCUUUUUCUUUUUUUUUUUAAAGAUACCACGUAGAAAGCCGAAGAGGUCAACAAACCUGUAGCGUCGGGAGGAAGAGAGGGAAGCAGAACGGAGGCGCGAUGCUAAAUGCGAUGCGUCUGUGUGCGCAGGGAGAGAAAGCCACAAAGCAGAAGACUGAGUGGAACACAUGCUGCCCAUUUGUUGGAGAUGAAACGAAGAAGAAGAAGAAGAAGGAAACAAAAAAACACCGACGACGAGGAGGAAAUUAAAUGGUUGAACUUGUGAUAUGAUGGCAACACCGGGAAGGACAUCCGCGAGCUACAGAAGAUUCUUAGGAGCUUUCUGUAAGCCGUUUCCUUCCGCCAAAACAUCAGCAAACAAGAGGCAAUCUUUCGGUCAGAUUGCAGGAGGCCGCUGGAGAGACACCGCCACGUGACCCCGGUGCCAAAUGGUCUUCCGGCAGCGGCUCUCAGCAAGGACCGGAGCACACCAAGACGCCGCCACCUCUCUCAGAAAUGCAGAAGACAACCUACUACGACAACUCCUCUGCACUCUUCGGUGGCUACUCGUCCUACCAGGUGCAAGGGGCGGCGGCCGGCAACGGCUUUGGUGGCUACGAUGCACCGGUCCCGGUGUCCCAUCACCAGCCGGCCUUCCAGUCAGCGGCCCACCUGGACGUGGACUCGUACCAGCGCUCGGCCUGCUCGUUACAGGCACUGGGCAGUAACGGGGGCCACCAGCAGCAGCAGCUGGUCAAGACCAAGGAUCUGAACGUCAGCUGCAUGCGGCCCAGCUUGCCCUCCGAGCACCACCUGGCCCAGGUGUCCCCUCCGCUGCCCCCCAAUUCCAGCAAUGGCAACACCAGGGCCCAGCCGCCGGGGGGCGGCGGCGUGGCCUCCUCGGUCUCCAAAUCAGGGCCCAACAAGUUGUCUGACUCGUCCUCGUCUAUAUCCUCCUCCACGUCAUCCUCAUCUUCCUCACUGCCCCCCAACCCCACCGUGGCCAAGCAGAUCUUCCCAUGGAUGAAGGAGUGUCGACAGGCAACCAAGCAGAAGAACUCUUCACCCAGCAACAACUCUGGAAAUGCAUCAGGAGGAGCCGAGAGCUGCAGCAGUGGAGAGAAGAGUCCCACCGGCGGCUCGUCGGCGUCGUCCAAGCGAGCCCGCACGGCGUACACCAGCGCCCAGCUGGUCGAGCUGGAGAAGGAGUUCCACUUCAACCGGUACCUGUGCCGGCCGCGCCGCGUGGAGAUGGCAAACCUGCUCAACCUUUCCGAGCGCCAGAUCAAGAUCUGGUUCCAGAACCGCCGCAUGAAGUACAAGAAGGACCAGAAGUCCAAGGGCCUGAGCUCCAGUUCCGGGGGGCCCUCGCCAACCGGCUCCCCUCCCCUAACCAUGCAGUCCUCCGCCAGCUUCCUCAAUUCCAUUCACCCCAUGGGAGGGGGCGGCUACGACGUCCCGUCUCCGCCGUCCUUUAGCAAGCCCCACCAGGGAGUGUCUUACUCCAUGUCCACUGGCUACUCUAACGUGCCCAUGAAGGGCUGUCCCCCGCAACAGAAGUACGGUGCCCCAGACCCGGACUACGGCGACCCUCAUCCUCACCACGGCCUGGUGCAGGCCAACAACGCUGGCUACGGGACUCCCACCAACAUGCAGGCCAGCCCCGUCUAUGUGGGGGCCGGCAGCUACGUGGACCCCAUGCCCGGCUCGGGGCCCUCCAUGUAUGGGCUGAACCACCUCGGCCCCACGCCGCCCCAACACCAAACCAUGGACUACAGCAGCGCAGGCCCCAUGUCGGCUGCCAACCAGCACCAUGUGGGCGGAGGGGGACCCCCGGGUCCCUGCGAUCCGCCCACGCACCCGACGUACACCGAGCUGUCGGCGCACCACACCUCAACUCAGGGCAGAAUCCAGGAAGCACCCAAGCUCACUCACCUGUAACAGGUUUGGAACACAAAAGGAAAGACAUAGGAUGAUAGUGAAGAAGACACACUAACAGAUCAACUAACGCGCAGGGACUCUACUGCUGCAGCGGGACGGCAUGAGGGACCAAGGGAGACAGACAGGGUCCGUCCAGUGGUUAAUUUUUGGGGCAGCAACCAACGUUGUCCAGCUGCUUUGUUUCCACCGCCUUGUAGUUAGGGCUAAGCUUUUACUGUUCCCUCUAAAGUGCAGCUAAUUUGAUUUAAAAAUAUAUAUAUUACGGUUGUGCCUAUUAUUGUUGGUAGCAACCCUUGCGUGUUGCUCACAAAAAAGGUAAAGCAGUGUAAUGUAACGGUAGUAAAAUCAACACUUUUUUUAAAAGCCAGGGACCAAACUUCCUCUUUUACAUCCUUGUACAGGAAGUGAUUUUUUUUAGGCAACUCAUCCCUCUGGGGUGUCCCAGGUGCAGCAAAGCAUAGAGUAAGCACUAUGUACAGUCAAUUGUCUACCAUGUCCCCCCCACUGGGGACAAUAAAUGUCAGCAAGCUGAUCUGGCCGCAUUGGUUCAGAGACAUAUCGGCAGCUGCACGGCGAGUGCCGUCAUUUAGUGAGGUAAUCCACUGCACUGUCCAUCAGAACACCACCACCUUGACUCUUACUAACAGAAGUUCAUGACGACCUCAAAUCUCUAUAAUGUGUAAAGUUACACAACCAAUACUUGUGUGUGUGUGUGUGUUGGUGUGGGUGGAGCACACUGCAGCUGUAGCUCAGCUAGCAUGUUUGGUGCAGGCUAUGGCAUGUUGUGUAAACAUUCCCCCCUGCGCGCACACACACACACACACGUCAAGCAGCUUUCCCGGGUGGCAAAUGAAAUAGUUGAAAUUUUAAUGGGCUGUUUAAUGAGGUGGUUGGAUUUAUGAUUGCGAGCUCCGGGCAGCACCCCGUUCUUGUCAGCGGGGCUCCGCCUCUCAAUCAGGCGUAGAGGUGGAGCAACGCAUGCGUACGACAGAAAAGCACUGGACGUGUCCUCCCUCUUCUGCUGUCUCCUCCUGCCGGACCAGACCCAAUCGCUAUUAACCCGUGGUUUCUUCAA
Molecule: messenger RNA, 3500 nt
Organism: Gasterosteus aculeatus aculeatus (three-spined stickleback)
Lineage: Eukaryota; Metazoa; Chordata; Actinopteri; Perciformes; Gasterosteidae
Source: RefSeq, a predicted model, not a curated record